UCCAACAUUAGUAACAAAUUCUUAUAUAACUAAAACUGACAAUGAAAGUAAUGCCAGAUCAAUCGCAUCUUAUAAAAAUAAUUUUUUGAGACAAAAUAGUAUUACUUCUAUUAACAAUAACAGUCCUGAUGAUGAUACACCUGAAUCGUUCAAUAGUUCUGAAGAAAACAAUGAUAAUGAUAUAUCUGAACCAUCUACCAUUACUUCACACACCACAAGGCCCUCAAGAUCUUUAAUUCCAGUCCAGUUAUUAGCUACAAGAAGCUCCAACAUAGUUGAAGUCGAUAAUUCUAAAGCUGAUAAUGAUGUAUCUG
Racocetra persica is the source of this 314-nucleotide messenger RNA. The record is from the annotation of a GenBank genome assembly. Lineage: Eukaryota; Fungi; Glomeromycota; Glomeromycetes; Diversisporales; Gigasporaceae.